AUGACGUCGGUACGACAGGCCGCGGAGAAAACUAUGCGAAAGGAUGCCGCGCGGCUGGCGGAUAAAGGUGCGCGGAUUCCGGCGGAGGCGACCGGAGACGUGUUGUGCGCGAGGGGGAAAAUCCUCAUGGAGGAAGAAGGGCCGGUCACGCUGCAAACUAAGGCGUCGCACAGUCUUUCGGGCGUGUACCGGGCAGAUCAGAGAGGUCAGUGGAGAGCGGGAGAGCUUUCUUCCGAGGCGGUAAUAAGUGUCCACGGCCAGAUGUGGCCGUCAAACGGGGGGCCAUCCGCAACCCGGUUCCGGAAGGCGCGAUUAACCAAGGCCAGACUCACGGAUUAG
This is a messenger RNA of Klebsormidium nitens, 339 nucleotides long. Lineage: Eukaryota; Viridiplantae; Streptophyta; Klebsormidiophyceae; Klebsormidiales; Klebsormidiaceae. The record is from the annotation of a GenBank genome assembly.